Messenger RNA from Diabrotica balteata, 1867 nucleotides. The record is from the annotation of a GenBank genome assembly. NCBI's taxonomy places the organism in Eukaryota, Metazoa, Arthropoda, Insecta, Coleoptera, Chrysomelidae.
AAUCACAAAGAAACGGUAGGGCGCAGCCAUUUUGGUGUGUGGUGACGACGCGAAUAGACGCCGGUUGCUCUUUUGAUCCCAAUUUAGAAUUUAUUCAAAGAUUUUAGUAUGACCGAUAUGGAAGACCGUACUAACAACGAUCGUGGAAGGCGCGAAAAAAGACCACGGGAAGAUAGCUUCAGGGACCGCAGCCGAGACCGGGGUAACGCCAGAGAGCAAAGGAGCGCUAAACCCUCCCAAACUAGAGUGUUUGUAUCGAACAUUCCCUACGAAUAUCGUUGGCAAGAUGUGAAAGACAUCUUCAGAAAUGAGGUGGGUGAUGUUUCCUUUGUGGAACUAUUUUUCGAUGAUGCAAACAAAUCUCGAGGAACCGGCAUCGUCGAAUUCGCUGAUAAAAGUUCUGUUGACAAAUGUCUGGAAAAAAUGCAGCGAUAUGAAGUUAAUGGUAGAAAGUUAGUUGUUAGGGAUGAUUCCGGCGUCACUAGGGACAGAUCUGGAGCUAUACUAUCUGGCACUUCAAGAAGGCCUCCUGAGAGAUCCUUUGGUGGUAGUGGCGGCGGUGGUGGCGGCGGAAUUAGUUUCAGCAACAAUAACUCUUUCAGCAGUAAUAAUGAUGGAAACUGGGGCAACACCUAUGGCUUGAGUCCUCAGUUCCUUGAAUCCUUGAAAAUUGACCCGCCCCUUGUUAAUAGGGUUUUCAUUGCUAAUCUUGAAUACAAUGUUGAUGAGAAAAAGUUGCGAGAUGCCUUUAAAUUGGCAGGUAGAAUAGUAAAUAUUGAUCUUCCUGUUGACAAAGAAGGUCGUAUUAGAGGUUUUGCUGUCAUUGAGUAUGAUCACCCGGUCGAGGCUGUACAGGCCAUUUCAAUGUUCAAUCAUCAAUCUUUCUUUGAUCGUACAUUGGCAGUGAGAAUGGACAGGGCAAAUGAUAAUAUCAAAUUGCCUGAGGGUUUAAGGUCCAUCGGAAUGGGUCUAGGACCCAAUGGAGAACCUUUGAAGUGUGUCGCUCAUAAUCUUGCUAAUCAGUCUAAUUCAUCGACUAAUGGACUUUUGGGAGCAGUUCCAAAUAAUACUUUGCAACAAUUGAGUAGUUUGACAGGUUUGAGCGCUCUGAAUGCUCUUCAGUCUGCCAACCUUGGCAGUCUAUUAGGAAACAACUUAGGAUCUAACGAUCUCAGCUCAUUGGUUUCAAGCUCACUUGGUGGUGGAGGCGGAGGAGGUGGCAACCCACAACCAUUUGGUAAUAAUUCAAGUUCAAAUUUCAACUCCCAGCCUUCAAACUAUAACUCACAGUCUUCGAACUUGGGAUCUGGAAAUUCUUAUCAUAGAGGUGGAGGAGAUGAUUACCCAAGUGGAGGAAAUAGCUUUGGUGGGGGAAAUUUCGGAAACGGAAAUAACGAUGGUUAUAAUAGCUCAACUAGUCUGUCAGGCAGAGGUUUCCAAAAUUCCGGCAACAUUUCCACAUACACCAGCGACAGAUUAUCAUUUGUUGAUAAUACAAACAAGGCUUUCUCCAAAAAAGUUUUAAUUUCAAAUCUGCCCUCUACAUUGAGUUACAACCUGCUUAAUGAAAAAUGUCAAGAAUUUGGUGACGUUCAAGGAUUUGACACAAAAGGACAAGGCUCAGUGCUAUUGACUUAUGCAUCAGAUUGGCAAGCCGAAAAAGCUAUCAAAAAUCUUGAUAAAGCUAGAAUUGACGGAAGGAUGAUCGACGCCAGAUUGUACUUCUAAAUUAGAACAUUAAGAUCUUUUUUUACAUUAUGUAUUUUAAUUAUGUUUAGUUUUGAGGUGCCUUGGUACAAAUAUUCAUUGUGUAAUUCAUUCAGUUAUGUGUGUUUGACAUUGAAAAUAAAGAACUAGUUUUAAAGUG